AUGCUAAAUUCCGGCUGGGUGCGCUUCGCUACAAAUCGACACAUUGUUUAUGCAAUUUGUGUCGACAAAGCAAGCGAUGGCGGACUGCAGUUUUGCGCCGCUGCGUUUCGUGGUAGUUUGUGUACUCUUCUGUUAAUGUUUGAACCGUGUUCAUUGAGAGACUCGAAGCGCACAAGACGAACAACCACCCCGUCCAUCACUUGGCUCAAUCUAGAACAUUUGACGUUCGUACGACGGGCCGUGCGCAAAGCGUUCGAGAUAGGUCUGCGAUGGCGACAUGAACGACAAGAAAAAGGCGAAUAA
Molecule: messenger RNA, 303 nt
Organism: Peronospora matthiolae
Lineage: Eukaryota; Oomycota; Peronosporomycetes; Peronosporales; Peronosporaceae
Source: the annotation of a GenBank genome assembly